This is a messenger RNA of Elaeis guineensis (African oil palm), 1496 nucleotides long. The record is from RefSeq and is a predicted model, not a curated record. NCBI's taxonomy places the organism in Eukaryota, Viridiplantae, Streptophyta, Magnoliopsida, Arecales, Arecaceae.
UCUUGCAAGCAAGAAUAAGAUAUUAGAACAUACGUAGAUAAGCCAAGUCCCACCAUUAAAUCCCAAGCCAAGCCGACGCCUCAAGCUCCACCUUUAUCUACUAUUGGUCUCGCUGCUCCAUCGUCCCAUAGAGGACAAAAAGAAACCCAUCGGAGAUGGGAGGCAUGGUUGAUUACAAGGGCCGUCCCAUCUCCCGCUCCGCCACCACCGGCGGCUGGACCUCCGCUCUCUUCAUCAUAGGGGUGGAGACGGCCGAGAGAUUCAGCUACAGCGGCAUCUCCUCCAACCUCAUAAGCUAUCUCACGGGGCCGCUCCGCCAGUCCACGGCAGCCGGUGCGGCCAACGCCAACGCCUGGAGCGGGACGGCCAACAUGCUGCCGAUUUUAGGGGCGGUCGUCGCCGACUCCUGGUUGGGCCGAUAUCGGACGAUCCUCCUCUCUUCUCUCCUCUAUGUCCUGGGUUUAGCCUUGCUUACUCUUUCAGCUGCUCUUCUUUCUCUUGGAUCCUCUGACUGCGAUCUUAGCAAGGGAGAGAUCUCAUCAUGCCCUCCUCCCUCUCCCUUUCAUGUCAUCAUCUUCUUCUUCUCUCUCUACCUCGUUGCUCUGGGACAGGGUGGGCACAAGCCAUGCGUUCAGGCUUUUGGAGCUGAUCAGUUCGACGAUAGAGAUCCCUCAGAGAGCAAAGCAAGGAGUUCAUUUUUUAACUGGUGGUAUGUUGGUAUAUGCUUAGGCUGUGUUGCUGCCUAUAUGGUCCUCAAUUACAUCCAAGACUAUGUUAGUUGGACUGUUGCGUUUGGACUUCAGUGCGCUGCCAUGGCACUUGCACUUGUGGUUUUCAUGCUUGGAACCAAAACUUAUCGCCACCUUGUUUUAGAUGACAAAAGCCCAUUUUUAAGGAUAGCCAAUGUGUAUUUUGAAGUUUUCAGGAAUAGAAAGACUCCUACUACCACAUUUGAUGAAGCUGGAGAGACACCGCUGCUGCAUGAGGAAACUCAAUUUGAGUCUCUGGAUCACAAAGCAGAAGUUACUUCAGUCCAUUAUCAUGUCUCUUCUCCAUCCAAGCAAGUUGAUUCAAUUUGCAUCAAUAGUUUGACUGAGGAAGAGACGCAGACUCUUUUCACAAAGCAAGGCAAUACCAUGGAGAGAGACAUGGGUUUUGGAUAUCAAAUUCCGGCAGCUUCACUGCAACUAUUUUCCAGCAUCGUGGUCGUAGUCUUCGUCCCCAUAUAUGAUCUUGUACUUGUUCCUAUAGGAAGGAUGUUUGCUGGAAAUCCUUCUGGUAUAACAAUGCUGCAGAGAAUUGGUAUUGGGAUGGUGCUCUCUGCUGCUUCGAUGGUAUCGGCAGGGCUAGUAGAGAUGAAGAGGCUGAAAACUGCCAGAGAUUUUGGGCUGGUUGACAUGCCAAAUCUUCCACUCCCAAUGAGUAUAUGGUGGUUGGUUCCUCAGUAUGUUGUUUUUGGAUAUUCAGAUUUUGAGAUUUGUGAGAGUCUCCAUUGA